Molecule: messenger RNA, 981 nt
Organism: Cyphomyrmex costatus
Lineage: Eukaryota; Metazoa; Arthropoda; Insecta; Hymenoptera; Formicidae
Product: mitochondrial fission process protein 1
Exons: 5
Coding region: 102-638 (178 amino acids)
Biological process (GO): mitochondrial fission
Cellular component (GO): mitochondrion
Source: RefSeq, a predicted model, not a curated record
GCUGAUGACUGUUUGCGAUCCGUUUUAGAAUGUACUGAACGCCGCGAAGUGUCUGCCACAGGUUAUGUGCGAAAGGUAAUCGGGAAAUCGAAAAUUCCAGGAUGAAGAACGAUCAAGAAGAGGUGGACUUGUAUCGAGACACGUAUGUAAGAUAUUUAGGUUAUGCAAAUGAAGUUGGAGAAGCAUUUAGAAGUCUGGUGCCUAAGUCUAUUGUAUGGUCCAGUUAUGUGUUAUCGAGUGGAUAUGUUCUCGCUGAUACGAUACACAAGGGUGUAAAAGUUUACCAAGCAGAUGCUACUCCACAGAAAAUUAAAAAUGUCCUAUUAUCCACAUCAGACACUUUGCUAUGGCAGGCAUUCGCGUCGGUGAUAGUUCCUGGUUUUACCAUAAAUCGUAUUUGUGCGACAGUUCAAUUCGCACAAAGAAAAAGUACAAGGGCAGCUUGGAAGAAGCCUUGGAUCUCUACGCUUAUUGGUUUGGUUUCUAUUCCUUUCAUAAUACAUCCUAUAGAUCAUGCUGUGGAGGAAGCAAUGGAUGUCACUUAUAGGAAAUGGACAGGAUACCAUCCAAAAGGGCCUCUAUGCGGAAGCAACGCGUCGACGAAAGAAGUUUAUCGUCAUGAUAUAAGAAGAAUUUAGUCAAGGUUCCGUGAAGUGAAGAAACGGUUUCGCAAGUUAUGCAUGGCGAAAGGUUCUACGCGGCUUCCACGGCGGUUAAUAAUGGCGCGAUGUAGGGUAACACCCGUUUCAUGAAAAUGUAUCAUGCAAAAAAUAAUACCACAUUGUAGCGGCGUCAUAAUUAUACGCAAGCAGCGCCGAUUACGAGAUUAUUAUCUGCCCGUACCACACAAUUUCCCUCGCUAUCGCGGCUAAAUCUGAGGUCCGCGCUCACGAUAAAUGCGAUUGUAAUCGAUAUACAUUUUUUUAACAGCGAUUUGAGCGAGUUCCGCAUUAAGACAUCAAUGGCACCGACUAAGUGUUU